GUUUUUUUGAUUAAAUAUUAAACAAUUGACGGGGUUUUAAAGCGGCAAUACACGGCAUUAGCUGCUUCCAACGUUGGCAAAUCCAUUUAGUCUUUAAAAGGAGGAGUCACUGGGUGGGUGGGAUUCAAAGUGGUGUUGUUUUUCUAUUGUCUAAUAAGGCCAUCACCAGCUACACCCUCAUCCAAAACGCAAACAACCAACCGCACCCCCUCCUUGCUAGUGUUAGAGCGAGCAACAGCUUGGUGCAACAUAAUUUUUUUAUGUAAAACAGAACAGAUACAAAGGGGCAUGAAUGUGUUUCGCCAGCUCAGUUGUGGAAGCUCAUAAAAAGCUAUUUAUAGCUAACACAAACAAUAGCACCAACAACCAUCACCACCCCACCGGAAGUGAGAGCCUAUCUGGCGGUGGUGUUGCCGUCAAGGGACUGCGAUCGGAUAAACAGCAGCGUAGCAGCAGUAGUAUUGGUGGCAGCAGCAGUGCAGGAGGUGCCAGUGGAAGUAACGCUAGUUUGAAAAACGCCAAGAUGUCUCGCAGCAAAACUCGUAUACCAACCGAAGUCUGUGGCGAUUGUGGAGCAUCGGAUCCCUCAUGGGCCUCCAUAAAUCGUGGCAUACUUCUCUGUUCCGAUUGCUGUUCCAUUCACCGCAGUUUGGGACGCCACAUAUCGAUUGUCAAGUCGUUGCGUCAGGGCAGCUGGGAACCUUCAGUGCUGAAUUUUGUCAAUUCCCUUAAUGCCCAUGGUGCCAAUUGUGUUUGGGAACAUCAUUUGCUCGAUAGCACAACAUCGGGUAAUAAGGGACAACAUCGCUUACGUAAACCCACACCCAAAGAUCCUUUGCAUCCGAAUAAAUCGGAUUUUAUCAAGGCAAAGCAUGUCCAAUUGGCAUUUGUUCUCAAGCCUAAUUUACAAGAUACGGAUGAUGAUAUUACCGGCUCGGCGGGUUUGGAACAUGAAUUAAGCAAACAACUGCACGCUAGUGUGCGUACCAGUAAUUUGGAGACAUCCUUACGUCUUUUGGUACAAGGUGCCGAUCCGAAUUUCUUUCACGAAGAGAAACGCUCCACUCCCCUGCAUGUGGCGGCGAAAUUUGGCCAGGCUUCACAAAUUGAAUUGUUGAUUGUGCAUGGCGCCGAAAUAAAUGUGGUCGAUGGCAAUGGCCUGACACCACUUGAAGUUGCCAAAGCCAAUAAUCACACCUUGAUUGCUGAGCGUUUGUUGGAUGCCAUGUAUGAGGUCACCGAUCGUAUUAUAAUGUUUUUGGGUGGCAAGAAACCGGAUCAUGCGUCCGGCCGUCAUUUGGUCAUACCCGAUGCCCAUACCAGUGAGAUUAGUGAACAACUGAAAAUUGCCCGUGGCCGUUUGCAAUUGGUACCGAAUAAAAUAUUUGAAGAAUUAGUUAUGGAUUUGUAUGAUGAAGUGGAUCGCAGGGAGAAUGAAGCAAUUUGGUCCACAUCGACCGUCAAUGCCGACAAUGUUGCUGGUGUGCCAUUUCUACCAGCCAAUCCAUUUCUAAGUGCCACCCGUAAUCAGGGUCGUCAAAAAUUAGCACGCUUUAGUCGUGCAGAAUUCAAUGGCCUAUUAACGGAUGUUUUAAUUGAUGCACGACGUCGUCAAAAUAUGGCAAAUUUACGGCCACUCGAUGGACCCCAACCACCUACAGCUGCUUCUGCUGCUGCAUCGUCAUCAUCAUCCAUGCCCAAUAAUAAUUUAUCGGGCUUCUAUGGUUUCAACAAUCAAAGCAACCACAACAAUAAUAACAACACUGGCAUUGGCAAUGAUUAUCAUGAUCCAAAUUUAUCCGAUGAUGAACCAAUUUAUGAUCCCGUGGCCGAUGAUGAUUAUGAGCCAAUGCCUCCCAUGGCCCAACAGGCCAUUGUUCAUCAAUCAGCCAAACCAGCGGAAGAAGUGAAAAAUUUCGAAAUGUUACAUUUGCGCAAACAAAUCAAUGAAUAUGUUUCGGAAAUCAAUCAGCUACGAAAUGUUGUACAAAAGCUAUCCAAUGAAAAUUCCGAAUUGAAAUCGAAAUUUUCCAAUGUGGAUUCACAACAACAGCAGCAGCAACAGUCGUCUUCAGCCUCGGCCUCCAAUAACAGUGUUUACGAUGAGCCAUUACGCAUUGAUUUCAAAACAGACGACAAUGAUCACGAACCCCAUUCCCUGCCGGAGGGUUUAAAUUCGACAUCGCCUUUUACGGCCAAUGCCGCACAAACUUCGAACGCCAACAGUUCAUCGACGUCGACCUCAUCAUCGACCACAAAUUCUCAACAAUCGACGAUAAAACGACCGGCCAGUAUGUACGAGCGUCGUUUACAAACCAAUGUCAGUAAAGCAUCAUCAGAUUCUCGCAACACCACAUCCAUGUAUCAAAUGGCCGGCAUCGAAUCGGCCAAUAAAUCUUUCACCGAAGAGGUUAAUCAGAAAGCCGAUAUUGUAACACAUCGCCUCAAGGAGCUGAUACAUACAAUGCAGGAUCCAAAUAAUAAGGAGACCUUAAUACCAUGUGCCGAACGCAUUCGGGCGGCAGUAUUGGAGCUGAUAAAUGUCUUCACAACACCGGCCAAUUGCAAUGAAACAAUACGUGAGACGCUAAUGCAAUUAACACGCAACAAUAUUUUAAUACAGCAUAGCUGUGAAAAUUUACGCAAUUCCCUGGAGACGGAUGAUAAGACAGCCAUUGCCAAAUACUACAAAGAUGUACGUGAAUGUGCCUAUUAUAUAGCCAGUGCCACAAAAACAUUAGUUUUACAAUUGGAUUAAGUUGAACAAAAAAAAACAA
This is a messenger RNA of Musca domestica (house fly), 2777 nucleotides long. It is a transcript of the gene Git, whose product is annotated as ARF GTPase-activating protein Git. NCBI's taxonomy places the organism in Eukaryota, Metazoa, Arthropoda, Insecta, Diptera, Muscidae. The record is from RefSeq and is a predicted model, not a curated record. Gene Ontology annotation, biological process: brain development; regulation of ARF protein signal transduction. Gene Ontology annotation, molecular function: protein binding; GTPase activator activity. The transcript is spliced from 8 exons. The coding region runs from base 293 to 2758 and encodes 821 amino acids.